GUCUUGGGGCAAGUAAACAUUUCCGCUGUGUCGCGAUGGACUCAAACAAGGACGAAGCGGAGCGUUGCAUUAAAAUAGCCCUAAUUGCAGUAAACAACAAUCAGCCGGACAAAGCUAGGAAAUUUCUGGAGAAGGCACAGCGUCUCUUUCCGACAACUCAGGCUCAAAACGUGUUGGACUCCUUAGCGCAGAAUGGAAAACCUCCAGAAGAGAAUGGCAGUCAUGUGAACGGAGAAGGACCCACUAUGAGGCACCGCGGCCAGGCAGAGGGGGCUGAUGGGUCCGCUCAGGGGGCCACAGACUCAGCCAAACCAUACACCGCAGAGCAGAUGGAGGCAGUCAGAAAGAUUAAAAGCUGUAAAGAUUAUUAUCAAAUUCUGGGAGUUGAAAAGACAGCUUCUGAGGAGGAUCUUAAAAAGGCUUACAGAAAACUGGCGCUGAAGUUUCACCCAGAUAAAAAUCAUGCACCGGGAGCCACAGAGGCAUUCAAAGCUAUUGGUAAUGCGUAUGCAGUGCUGAGUAACACUGACAAACGAAGGCAGUAUGACCAGUACGGAGAGGAGAGAACACACCCAACCAGACAAAGACAGCAUCGUGAUUUUGAAGCAGACAUCUCGCCCGAGGACCUCUUCAACAUGUUCUUCGGUGGAGGCUUCCCAUCAAGUAACGUACACGUUUACAGAAACGGAAGAAUGCACUUUGCACAUCAUAAUAGGCAAGAAAGACGAGAACAACAGAGAGAUGGAGGUUUGGCUUUGUUCGUACAGCUGAUGCCAAUCUUAAUCCUUAUCAUCGUGUCCGCCCUUAGCCAGAUGAUGGUCACCCAGCCCCCCUACAGCCUUAGCUACCGCGCGUCAGCCGGACAUAUUCAAAAAAGGCAUACAUCACACCUGAAGGUGACUUUUUAUGUGGGAGAUCGUUUCAAUGAGGAAUAUUCCGGGACGAACCUAAAGGCUGUUGAGAGAAAUGUAGAAGAAGAUUACAUCUCCAAUCUCCGAAACAACUGUUGGAAGGAAAAGCAGCAGAAGGAAGGCUUACUGUAUCGUGCUCGGUACUUUGGAGUCGAGUUGUACCAGAGGGCACAGAGAAUGGGGACUCCCAGCUGUUCUAGACUAUCUGAGAUUCAAGUUAUAUUGGACGGCUAGAAAACCACUUGCACACAAAUGGGUUGGUCGGUACUUGAAUCAAAUAAGAAGAAAUCGGUCGGAGCCCACUGAAAUUGGAGCAUAUUUUUCCGCAGCAAACCAAGAGAAUCAAAAAUGCCUUACGUGCAGUGGGCAGCAAACUCAUCAGGGAACCUCUCUGCAAACUCCAUGUAGAUUGACUUCCUGUAGAACUGUGAGAAGCUUUGAGUUGACUGCUGACAUUUUCUUACUCUAGUGUCUUCAGGAUGGCCAGAGUCCAUCUGGCGUCGCAGUGGGGAAAAAAGUAAGAGUGUAGUUGUCUGUUUGAUGGUAAAUGAAGCUGCUAAGAUAAGCUUUCUCUGUCCCAGUCUGUUUUUGUUUUUCCUUUUUAACAUUUUGAGAACCCUCAUGGCCUUCUCAUAGACAAGACGUCUGAGCCACUCACGAGGAAAAGUGUGUAAUUUUUAUAUUUC
Molecule: messenger RNA, 1597 nt
Organism: Labrus bergylta (ballan wrasse)
Lineage: Eukaryota; Metazoa; Chordata; Actinopteri; Labriformes; Labridae
Gene: dnajb12a
Product: DnaJ heat shock protein family (Hsp40) member B12a
Biological process (GO): cellular response to misfolded protein
Cellular component (GO): endoplasmic reticulum membrane
Molecular function (GO): Hsp70 protein binding
Source: RefSeq, a predicted model, not a curated record